CUCCUGAAAAAAGAAAUGUUGACACGGGUGUUAGUCCUGGGAGUCUCUUUUCUUCCCAUUCAAGAACAAGCCAGUACAAGUGAUUCUGGAAAAGGGGAGGGGACUGGCCAGGGGACAGAAGAUACUUACGCGGCGCUGGGAGCAGGGGGACCGAGCCUUUUUUUUUUCCUCCCCCGCCGGCCGAGAGGAAAACACGCGCUCGCUCACGCCCGCCGCUACCUUGCGGGUGAUGACUAUGAUAAUUGGCCGAGGGACGGUGAGUCUGGACAGCAGCGAGCAGGCGAGCGGUCGGGGCGAGCGCGGGGAGCGCGGAGGGGGAGCGCGGAGGCGAGCGGCGCGGAGGAGCCGAGCGGGGCGCGGGGCGCGGGGCGGGCGCGGCGGACCCGGCCGAGCUCUGCUGCGCCGCCCGCUCUCGCGGCUGCGAGGGUGUACGGUUUCCGAGCGCUCCCUCGGCUGAGGGCUGCGCUCCACGACAAGAUUUACUUUAAGACACAGCUGAAGGAAACAGGAAGACUGCACGUCACAGUCUCACUGACGUCCCCGGCCCGGCGCCCAAUCGCGAGGCGCCUUCGGAUUCAAGGGGGGAUAGCGAGGCAAGAGAACUUGGGAGGAAAAAAAAGAUAUAAAAGGGGUGGGGGUGAGGGGCUGGGAAAAGAGGAGGGGAGAGGGGGCCUGCGCUCCUCCUCCCCCGCCUCCGCCUCCGGCCCCCACCCCCGUCCCCGCCCUGCCCCUGCUUCGGGGCCGCGGAGUCGCCGCGCACGGGGCCGGGCCCGAGCGAGCCCUCCGCGGCACCACGCAGAGCGGCAGACGGCGCGAGCGGCGCUGGGCUGGCGCUCGCUCUUCCCGGACGCAGCACAGCAACCGGCUUUUACUAAAGCAACCCAGUUUUUGACUUCAAGGUCCUACCAAAGCCAGGACUUGCAGGGGCUGCAAAGCAGAAACACAGCUGGAUUAGACACACUCAUUCUCUUAAGUAAGAUGGAAACCUUUUCAUUAGAAGCUGCGCAUCAGACCAAUGAAACCACAGGACAAAACAUUCUAUUCAAGGAGGGAACAUCAAGAAGGAAAAGAAGGUCAACAUUCCUAGGCCAUGUUGCUCCUUCACUCCUGAGGUCCCCCUGGCGCCUUUUCCCUUCCAGAUAAGAUAGUUACUAUUUGCGAGACUGCUAAACGUGGCAAUGGGUGACCCUGUUGGAAGAGGAGAGUGGACCGGACGAUUCUGGUUCUCAGCCAACCAACCCGGGUGGAUGCUUAUUAUCUGUGUUUGAUUCAGCUGGGUUUCCAAAACCUCAGUUCACAGCGCUAGUCUAGAAGAAUCUGGAUGAGGGACGGCAGUGUCAACACCUCCUCCCCUCUCAAUAUUCCAAAGUUGUCUGUUAGUGAGAAUGGCGAAGGAUAAGUGUGAGGGAAAAAAAAAAAAAAAAGCUUUUCCUCCCCCUUUCUGAGUUGUUGUAACUGGGCUGAUAGUCAAACUAACAGAAGAAAAUCCCAUUUUUAAUACAUCAGCAUGGGGAACUCAUAGAAGCAUGAGCACUUCAAAGACUGGGACAACACAGAGCAUACAAGACGCUUCUGACGAAGGAGGAAGGGUUUCGGAAGUGAGGAUGGGCAGAUCGCAGAAAGUCGAAGAACACGCACGGCAGGCAAAGCCUGCACAGACGACUCAGAGACAGUGGCAUACAGCGGGUGCCCAGGCCCGAAGCCCUCACAUUUGCUCCGCUUGAUUCAAAUUAGGCUAAGGGAACAGUCUGAGAUUUCCUUCCUGAAGCAGGUUUUUCUGUCUGAAUGUCUUGAGCAGGAAAAGGGUCAAAAAGGAGGGUCAAAGCUUCUUUCUGCGUCUUUUGUGUCUUAAUAACCAGCUUCAAAUCGAUACCCUAAAAGGCAGCUUCAAGGUGGCAAAACCCGGGUCCCCUUCAUCAUACUUGUAGCAUUCACUGAGCAUCUUCUUUGGCAGAACUGCGCCAGCUUUUUUAUACCUGCCAUUUCCAUCUUCUUCAUUCCAUAAUGCUCCAGAUUCUAAGACCCAUCAUCAAUUUCAAGGUGGCCAUUGGGGGAAAAGGAGACUACAGUGACCUUAGUACACAAGGCAUUGUAAGCCGUACUGAUUUCAGGAACAGAAUAAAAUAGGAGGGAAAAACCCCUGAACCUUAAAAGUGAAGAAGUGGAGGAUAAGGGUAGUUCUCGCAACAGCCCUGAGAAGAAUCAGCCCCACUUUAUGGAUGGCUAGAUGGACAUUAGUUGGGGAAGCUGUCACCAUGCGCCAAGGCUGCGAAGCCAGUGAGUGGCUGUUGGAACUGGAACCCAGGUUUUGCCUGCAGCCAGAGCCCAUGAACCUCUGCAGACUCCAAGUUUUGUCAGUGUUUUCCCAGCCCCUGUUUGGUCCUCACCCUUCUACCCCAAACACUCCUUCUUCCCCUGCCCUCCAAGCAGUGAGACUUCCAGAAGGACUAUGAAAUUCACUUGGGGGGGGGGGGGAGGUACAAAAUAGUCAAAUUACCUUUUUUUUUUUCAGAUUCAAAUAAAGUCUUUAAACGGUAAAAACCAUGCAUACCAGGUUUUGCUGUGCACCGCAGGAAGCCCGUGAAUUCAAGGGUCCCCGUAUUGCUGAAAAUAGAAUUGUAAAAAAUAAAAGGGGUGGGGGAGAAAGUGAAGGAAACUAAUCCUAUUAAACGUGGUAGCGUGUUUUUGUGGCUCGCAGGGAGAGAUUAAGCACAGGAAAGGGGGUAAGUACUGCUUCAGUUUCACUAAACUAAUGUGACAACUUGUCAUUGGAAAUCUUUGCAGCUUGUUAGUAGAUGGCUAACUGAUUCAGUGGAGUUCUCUAUCAUUCUCUUUGUGUCUCCCACGAGGUGUUUUUUUUUUUUUAAUUUUCUUUCUUUUCCUGUUUCUUUCUUGCCGUGCUGCUCUCUUUUGCUUUCUAAUCCUUCGUGUCUCCUUCAAGUCAAAACAUUUAGCUGGCUCUAAUCAAGAUUUGGUUUUGAAGAUGCCCCUUGACCUUGCAUUGCCCAGAGAAGCUGGGGAGGGGCCAGUUUGCCAUCCUUAACCCUGGGGUCUGUCCGGUGGCUUGAAAAAUAAAGCUUCUGGGGAAACCAAAAACUCUGGUUUCAGAUUUCAUUUUUCCUCUUUUCACUUCCUUGUUUUAUGCUCUUAUUCUCUUCUUGCAUUUCCUUGCCAAACCUCCGUGUCUUCUCUCCCCUCUUUCUUGUUUUUCCAAUUUCCUUCUUUCUUGCUUUCCCACCACUUCCUCUUUCAUCUCUUUCCUAGAAUUUCUUUUUCCCUCUUUAACUCACUCCAAUAAUUCUUAUUCUUUCUUUCCUUCAUGGAUAAACGUUACGGAUCCCCCACGAUGGUAGUUCUCCCAUGGACUUUGCUCCUGGUGAAGGGGCCAGCGUGGUGGGGAGGGGGGCCAGGGUCUAUGGUCCCAGACAUGCAGGGAACCAAAGGCUGGUCAGAAUCAGGAGGAAGCAAGAGCUUUAGGCUUGGUCCCUGUCUUUCCAAAGCAGGUGUCCGGCUUGUUUGGAAAUGUGGCUGACUCUGCCUCUCUUUUGCCUUGGCAUCACUUUCUCCUGCUGUCCUCUGCCCUCCCCCGCUCCAACUUUCCCCACUGGCUUACCACCAGAGGCCGAGAUGUUGAGUCAAUGGAAAAACAACAUUCGCCAACAUUAAAGGGAGAGUGUUUAGAAAAGGAAGGCCCUGCUGAGGUGCAGAGGAAGCCUGUACAUUAACACAGGCCACCUCUUAUCUGGGGCAGCUGGGCCUGAGCUGCCUGUGCUGAUUCCCUGGCUUUGCCAAGAGGCCUUCAGCAGAGGAGCCGCCUGGCGGGGUGGGGGGGCUGAUGCUUACCCAUCGGCUUCACCAGCACUUCCAGAGACAAAAGUCAUCGCUCCCCCCCCCCCCCCAGACUUCAUGGGAAAACCUGGACCAAUAAGCAAAGUUCUGCAAAGGAAAAUACCCCUCUAGGCCUGCUGUGGACACCACUCACCAUGAACCUGGCUCCUCUCAUUGCCAGUCUUUUUGAGGACUUCCAAGUUCUGUAAGGACUGGCCAUUCUGACCUGAAAGUAAAUUAGGAAGAAGGACAAGCUAAAGUGACCCAAAGGAGAAGAAGAAAAAUGCCUGUGGCUAAGUUCACCCUGGCUCUAAAUGGCUUACCGUUAAGUUUCAAGCCAGCUCUUGAUGGAAAGAUAAGACACUGCUACCAGCAUGACACCUAGCCUCUCUGGACCCCCCUGUGUGAUUUGUAAAGUACCUCCUGCAUAGAGUUGUGACAGUGACCCAGUGCGUGUCAGGGAGCCGGCCCACGGGAUUCACUUACUGCAUCUAGUUGCUGUUGCCUGUGUGUCGGCCCAGUGCUCUUGUCUGACUUGCGUUCUGCCCAUGCUCCAGCCUCCGUGACUCCAAGCCCAUAGAGGCAACCAUUCUUUGCUUUCAAUGGGACAGAAGAGCUCCUUGGCACUGGAAGCCUCCUGGUCUGGUGAGGGAGGCAGGAGGGACUGUUCUGGGGACAUGCGGGCAUCGUCAACACUCAGACUGAGGAAAGAGCUGGGGCCUUGGCCUUGGAUUAUCAUUAUCUAAGGAUGGUCAGACUGUGAGCAGAUCACAGAAGGUAAGCCACGCUGAAGAACUGCCCGGAGACACCUUUCCAGUGUGCCCAUUCUUAUCUCCGCGGAGGACCGACAGAUUCAUCGUGUUCUCAUUUCAGCCUGUCUGUGUUCUGCCAAUUGCUAGCUGUGUGAUCCUGAAAGUCAAUCCCUCUGUGCUCCAGUUUCUAAAAAAAUAAUAAAAGAAAAA
This is a messenger RNA of Artibeus jamaicensis (Jamaican fruit-eating bat), 4790 nucleotides long. RefSeq lists its product as uncharacterized. The transcript has 7 exons. Bases 16 to 1143 code for a protein of 375 amino acids. The record is from RefSeq and is a predicted model, not a curated record. NCBI's taxonomy places the organism in Eukaryota, Metazoa, Chordata, Mammalia, Chiroptera, Phyllostomidae.